Molecule: messenger RNA, 1194 nt
Organism: Helobdella robusta
Lineage: Eukaryota; Metazoa; Annelida; Clitellata; Rhynchobdellida; Glossiphoniidae
Exons: 14
Coding region: 1-1194 (397 amino acids)
Biological process (GO): protein polyglutamylation; microtubule cytoskeleton organization
Cellular component (GO): cilium
Molecular function (GO): tubulin-glutamic acid ligase activity; ATP binding; metal ion binding
Source: RefSeq, a predicted model, not a curated record
AUGUCGACCGAAUUUAAAUACGCUUGCGAUCUCGAUAAAUCGGUUUUGAUAAAUAAUUUCGAAAAACGUGGAUGGAUUGCCGUGUCCCCAGAUGAAGAUUGGAACUUUUACUGGGCGACAGUUCAGUCGGUAAGAAGUUUAUUUAGCGUUGAGAAUGGUUACAGAUUGAAUGAUUGCCAAAUAGUGAAUCACUUUCCGAAUCAUUACGAGCUGACGAGAAAAGAUUUGAUGGUGAAAAACAUCCGAAAAUACCGCAAAGAACUCGAAAAGGAUGGAAACGUGCUGGCCGACAAAGAUGAUUCCGGGAGAUAUAUCUACCUGGAUUUCAUCCCGAUAACGUUCAUGCUACCAGCUGACUAUAAUUUAUUUGUUGAAGAAUUUCGGAAAAACCCUUCAAGCACUUGGAUUAUGAAACCUGCCGGGAAAGCUCGGGGUAUCGGCAUAUUUCUCAUCAAUAAACUGUCCCAACUUAAGAAAUGGUCUCGAGACAGUAAAACAAAUUCGUUUUCAACACCGACAAAAGAAGUGUAUGUCAUUUCAAGAUACAUCGAUAAUCCUCUUUUGAUUGGCGGAAAGAAAUUUGAUCUUAGGUUGUACGUUCUCGUGACGUCAUUCAGACCUCUUAAGUGCUAUAUGUAUAGUUUAGGCUUCUGCCGAUUUUGCACUGUUAAGUACAAUGCCAACCUGAACGACCUCGACAACAUGUUUGUGCAUCUGACCAACGUUUCAAUACAGAAGGACGGGGACGACUAUAACUCAAUUCACGGUGGCAAGUGGACCAUCGAAAAUCUGAAGCUUUUCAUCGGCGGAACCAGGAGCAAGGAGAUCGCCGAUAAGCUAUUCGACGACAUCCACUGGCUUAUCGUUCACAGUUUAAAAGCCGUUGCUCCAAUAAUAGCCAACGAUCGGCACUGCUUCGAAACUUAUGGUUAUGAUAUUAUCAUAGACGACAACAUGAAACCCUGGCUGAUAGAGGUAAACGCUUCACCGUCGUUAACUUCCACAACUUCAGCUGACCGGAUAAUGAAGUACAAACUGAUAUCUGACGUCAUUAAUAUUGUCGUUCCUCAGGGCGAGACUCUUGAUCUAGCCCAAAACGACCUUCUCGUCUUUGAAUGCAAGGGUAGGCUUGGCUUCAAUUCUUUGUCCAGGCAGUCUAGAGAGGCUAAGAAAUUAUCAGGAUGUUGGAAGUGA